AUGCCUCCUUCAAAGACCAUUCUCAUCCUCGGCGGUGCCGGAGUCCAAAACUCUGCGGUCACACGAGAGCUUGCCAAGAGUGAAGCCUUCUCCCUCAAGCUCUUGACACGAAACAUCAAGUCGGAAGAGUGUCUCUCCCUUUCUGCUCUUUCCCGUGUUACACUGGUGCAGGGAAACUGCUACGACGAGGAUGAUCUCAUUUCGGCCUUCCAAGGCGUCGACGCCUGCUUUGUCAACACCAACGGCUUUGCGGUUGGCGAAAAAGCCGAAUUGUACUGGGGAAUUCGAAUGUACGAGAUUGCAUACUGGGCCGGGGUGAGCCAUUUCAUCUACAGCUCGCUACCUUAUGUAUCGAAGAAAUCCGGGUUCAAUCCCAAGUACCGCGUUCCCUUUGCAGACGGGAAGGCCAAAGUUGCCGAGUAUUUGAGAUGCCAACCAACCGACAAGAUGAACUGGAGCCUCCUUGAAACCGGUCCCUACCCGGAAGCCUUCCUGACCACCUGGGGACCCACGAAAGGAGAUGACGGCGUUUAUACAUUCAACAUGCCGAUCGGACCCGAUGGUGCGCUUCCCUUCGUGCCUCUUGCCGAUCUUGCCUGGUAUGCUCGUUAUAUGUUCGAGCAUCCAUCGGAGUUCAAAGGUGAUAUGCUCAGUGUUGCCCUGGGGCACGUGGGUGGUGAAGCGAUUGCCGCCGCCUUCACCGCGGUGACGGGAGAACCAGCUCGCUUUGAACCGGCGGACCUGUUGGAAGUGGCCAAGACGUGGCCUGACACCAAAAUCGGCGUGGCUGGAUCCCCCGGGUAUGACGACCCCACGCUGAAGACAAUGGCAGGCCACCUUGUCCCCUGGUUCACUAUUUGGCAGGAAAGCGGUGGCAAUAAAGGACUCUGGACAAAGGACUACGGCAGGCUGGAUAGGAUUCACCCCGAGCGUAUCAAGACCAUUGAGCAGUGGAUGAGAUUGGUGGGCUAUUCAACUGAGAAGCGACCUCCGUUUCUGAAGACUGGCUUAUUUGGUUAA
Fonsecaea erecta is the source of this 1020-nucleotide messenger RNA. RefSeq lists its product as hypothetical. The record is from RefSeq and is a predicted model, not a curated record. Bases 1 to 1020 code for a protein of 339 amino acids. The transcript has 2 exons. NCBI's taxonomy places the organism in Eukaryota, Fungi, Ascomycota, Eurotiomycetes, Chaetothyriales, Herpotrichiellaceae.